AGUCCAGCCACAAUAGAGAAAUUCAUAAACUAAUCCAUCAUUAGCAUAAUUUAAAUGUAUUUUAAACUUUUACUUUGAUAGAGAGAGAUCAGAGAGGGGUCACAAUCCCUAAUUUAGUUAAUAAAUUGAGAUUUUUAAUACAAGACAUAAACAAAAAUGAUUAUAGAUAAUGUCUGUAACAUGUCCUCCCUAAAUCUCAAUGUUAAUUUUAUUUAAAGAAGAAUUGAGAUUUUUUAUUUUUAUUUUUGUGUGGAGAAACUCAACUUUCUAAUAACGUGCAGCCCACAUUCAACCAAGUAUUAAUUUAUAAAUAGUAAAACAUUUCAAGAAAAUUAAAAAUAUUCUCUUCAUUUUUUCCCAAGAGAAUCUGACCAAAUUCACUUGUUUAUGGUUAUGGACAACGAAUCAUAAUAGUUACUAAAAUAAUCAGGUUAAACUAAAACCAUUAACAGAAGUCAAAUAAUGGUGUUCUGUAUUUGCUAAGUCUGAAAAUCAAAUACCGUUUUCUGGUUAAUUAAGUUUGUUUUUCUUCAUAAUCUCCUAAAACUCCUCUUUAUUACACGAAGAAGAAAACAAUGAGAGAUUAAAAAGAAUUUUCAAAUCGAAGAUAUCUUUUUAUUUUUUUUAUUGUUUUGAUUAACUAGUAAUGGUAAAAGCAAUGGAGCAAGAACAAGAGAGUUACAAAUCAAGAUUGUUUCAUUUCAAGAACAUGAACGAGAACUCAGCUUCAAGACAUAUUAAAAGUUGGAGCUCAGAUUGUGCAAUGAGAAUGGAUGGUUCAGACAAUUUGGAUGAUGAUAAUGACAUGAUGAUGUUUAGGAGUCAACCGGGCAAAUUUGGCAGCGUUGACCGACCUUCUUUGCCUCUAGGCGGAGUAACACCUAACCGCAACGACAAGCUUCCGAGAGUCGCUUCAUCGGAAUCCAUGGAGGCACUAUUAGUAUUACAAGCAGCAAUGGAGCAAAUGAAAGAGAAAUUUUCGAAAUUGCUUCUUGGAGAAGAUAUGUCAGGAGGAGGAAAAGGUGUUUCAUCGGCUUUGGCUUUAUCUAACGCCAUUACCAACCUCGCAGCUUCUGCAUUUGGAGAACAACGGCGUUUAGAGCCAAUGGCGGCGGAUAGAAAAACGCGUUGGAGGAGAGAAAUUGGAUGGCUUAUCUCUGUGGCUGAUCAUAUAGUUGAAUUCGCUCCAACACAACAAACAAACAAAGAUGGUACUUCAAUGGAAGUCAUGUCAACAAGACAAAGAACAGAUCUUCUCUGUAACAUCCCUGCACUUAAGAAACUCGAUGCUAUGCUUCUCGAUUGUCUUGAUAAAUUCAAGGAUCAGGAUGAGUUUUAUUAUGUCAAAAAAGAUUCUCCUGAUUCUUCCGAGACAAGGAACGAUGAGAAAUGGUGGUUACCGGCAGUAAAAGUCCCACCUAACGGGCUCUCAGAGAUAUCGAGAAGGUUUCUCCAGAGCCAGAAGGAAUGUGUGAAUCAAGUCCUUAAAGCUGCAAUGGCGAUAAACGCUCAAGUUCUGUCUGAAAUGGAGAUUCCUGAAAGCUACCUUGAGUCACUUCCUAAGAAUGGGAGAGCUAGCUUGGGAGAUGUGAUAUACAGAAUGAUAACAGUAGAGAUGUUUGAUGCAGAUCAAUUCCUUAUUGAAAUGGAUUUAUCAUCUGAGCACAAGAUUCUUGAUUUAAAGAACAGAAUCGAAGCAUCGAUUGUGAUAUGGAAGAGGAAAAUGGUGCAGAAGGACACAAAGUCUCCUUGGGGAUCAACAGUGAGUAUUGAGAAAAGAGAACAGUUUGAAGAGAGAGCUGAAACAAUCUUGCUACUAUUGAAACAAGGGUUUCCCGGAAUCUCACAGUCCUCGCUCGAUAUCAGCAAGAUUCAAUUCAACAGAGAUGUAGGACUUGCAAUCUUGGAGAGUUACUCAAGAGUGCUUGAGAGUUUGGCUCACACCGUGAUGUCGAGAAUAGAAGACGUCCUUUACGCUGACCAGCUUACUCAAGAACCUACAAAUAAUGCACCUUCUAAGAACAGAUAUAGCUUGAAGGAGAAUGAGAAACUAAGGGAGGAAAGACUAACUUUCACAGAGGAUAUGGCUUCAGGAACACUUUCUGAUGUAAUGCAAUGGGGUAACAAAAACAAUGAAAUGAAGAAAGAAAGUUUUUUCGGAGAUAGAGAGAAACCGUUGUUGUCGAAAGUCACCGGUAUAAUGACUAACAACAAGAAGAGUUCUUAUCUUGAAAAUCUUGGAGCUAUGAGGAGUCCAACCGCGAGAUACUCCUGAAAGAAACCGGUUUCUUUUCUUUUUCUUGUAAAAUUAGGUUUUCUUGCUGCAUUUUCAAUCUGCUUAAAGAUUCCAAAACGAAUAAUGCACCAUUGUGUUGUAGCAUACUUGAAAUGCAAUUUCAAUGAUUCAUCACUAGCUUACAAAGCAAUCAACACAACACAACAAUAUACAUAAAUCAUUAAAAAGGGUUCACAGAAUUGGGAAGAAAGUUUCCAGACUUUUUCAAAGAUUUAGAA
Molecule: messenger RNA, 2514 nt
Organism: Arabidopsis lyrata subsp. lyrata
Lineage: Eukaryota; Viridiplantae; Streptophyta; Magnoliopsida; Brassicales; Brassicaceae
Product: rop guanine nucleotide exchange factor 11
Exons: 6
Coding region: 647-2275 (542 amino acids)
Molecular function (GO): guanyl-nucleotide exchange factor activity
Source: RefSeq, a predicted model, not a curated record